GGGUAGGAGCCAUCUCUUCUUGUUUAAUAAUAUUAAUUGCCCCUAUUAAUUGAUUUGUGCCUGGACGAUUAGACGAAGCUCGUGACCCUUAAGUAGGAUCGCGACAAUGCCAAGAUUGGCACUUUUUGGUAUGCAGUGCAUCUUUUCAUUUUAUGAUAUCAGAAUUCCAUCUUCACCACGAUACUCUUGAGGCGAGAUAGACGUUUCUACCAGCAUCGCAUGUCAGGCGAUGUAUAAAUAAGCUAGACGCGACACCAGAGUAUUCCCCGUUUCCAUCAACAACUACAUCUCACUCUAGCGUCUACACUUGCAUCUGAAUCACCAAAUGCAUCAACUCCACAAACACAACACCAACUUUCAAAUUUAAAACAAUGGGCACCAUCAUUUCUGCCCCACUUGUCCUCUGUGUCGCACUUGCUGCUGCAGCUCCCAUCAACCACGCACCUAACCACCAAUCGAAAAGUCAGCCUGUCGUCCACCACACCUCGUCUGCUCCCCACUAUGCCUAUUCUUCUACCCUUAGUGGUCACCAUCUGUAUUCUACCACCUACCGCCAUUUCGGCGCUAUCCCUACUCCUUGGUCGUACCAUUUACAAAACAGGAUCAAUGUCCGCCAGGUCGCUGAAGAUGAUAUUGCCGAAGAUGAUAUGAGCACCGAUGCCUCUGAGGAUACCCAAGAUGCCGACUCUCUUCCUGAUGAUAUCGAAAGCAAUGAUAUGGCAUCUGUUGACAAUGUCAACCCCAAUGGUGAUUCUCUCAAUGGCUCAGUUGAGGACACCACCUCCUCAGCCACCUCACAAAAGGAACAUGACAAGAGCGGCAAAAAGAAUGACAAGAAACACGACAAGGGCCAUAGCAAGAAGAAGGGGAAUGACAAGAAGGCUCCUCAGCCUGCCGAGGACGAGACUGAAGGUGCCAGCGAAGAUGCCGAUAUCCCUGUCGAUACUGAAUCCUUCUCUGAUAUCUUUGGCGAGGCGGAUAUGGCCUCUGAUACCUUUGACAUCGAUUCUGUUGAGAGUACGCCUGAAAACGCUACUGAAGAUCCCACUUCAUCAGCUACCUCACACAAGAAGCACCGCAAGGGCAAGAAGGGUCAUGGCAAGAAAAGGCAUGGCAAGAAAAGGCAUGGCAAGAAAAGGCAUGGCAAGAAGCAUAGAAAGGGAGACGGAAAGGGCAAGAAGGCUCGUCAGAUUGGCGAAGACUGUGUUGGAUGCCACGGCUUCCUCUUCACCGAUCACACGGGGUAAUAUGCGAAAAUAUCUUUACCUAUAUAUAAGAUUUUAUAGUCCAAAAAGCGUCCGACCGUCCGCUAGAACCUUUUGAAUUGGUUAAAAAAAAAACUCUUAAGCUUCAACACGGGUUUGAGUGACUUGCUCUGUAAACUCCUUUUGAUCUUGUGCGGCAUCUGACCUCACCGGUGAAACCAGGGUGACGAGUUGUUAUUGUAGUGGUCACAGGUCUCUACUGGAUAUCUCCAUUGGUUCAGCGCAAGAGCAGCUCUCAGUAUCGGUCGACCUGAUAACUUCUAUGGCGUCAUCAUGGUGGUCAUCACCGGCUGCGCAA
Linderina pennispora is the source of this 1563-nucleotide messenger RNA. RefSeq lists its product as uncharacterized. The transcript has a single exon. NCBI's taxonomy places the organism in Eukaryota, Fungi, Kickxellomycota, Kickxellomycetes, Kickxellales, Kickxellaceae. The record is from RefSeq and is a predicted model, not a curated record. The coding region runs from base 372 to 1247 and encodes 291 amino acids.